Messenger RNA from Dermatophagoides pteronyssinus (European house dust mite), 2623 nucleotides. Its product is annotated as iron-sulfur clusters transporter ABCB7, mitochondrial-like. Gene Ontology annotation, molecular function: ABC-type transporter activity; ATP binding; ATP hydrolysis activity. The record is from RefSeq and is a predicted model, not a curated record. NCBI's taxonomy places the organism in Eukaryota, Metazoa, Arthropoda, Arachnida, Sarcoptiformes, Pyroglyphidae. Gene Ontology annotation, cellular component: mitochondrial inner membrane. Gene Ontology annotation, biological process: intracellular iron ion homeostasis; transmembrane transport.
CAAUAAAAAUAUGUUCUUUUUAAUCGUUCAAUCGAAUACAUGAUUUCUAUUUCUUUAAAUCUUUUAUAUGAUUUGGCUUUUCUUUUUGCUAUCCAUUUAAUCAUAAAUUGGUUCAUUCAUUCAUAAUCUUAUCAUUGAUUAUGAUGUCUUCUUCAAAUGAAUUUUUCAGUUCAUUAAAAUAAAUUCUUGAAAAUAUAUUUAGCACAAACUAAAACGUAAAAAAAUGUUGACCAGAUUAUUUCUGGCUACUAAUUGUCGUACUGUUGGUGGUUUUUCACGUUCAGGAAGGAAAUUUAGCCACUUGACAUUGAAUUCGACCAUCACAUCAUCAUCAACAUUUUCUGAUUUAUCACGUUUCUUCAUACGUCAUCAUAAUUAUUUAUUACUUAACCACCGACAAUGUUAUCGACUGCCAUUGAAAUUGAAUCAUCAAUUAAAAAAUAUAUUCCAUACAACUGCACAUCAUAAUCAGUUGAAUCGUUCAUGGGGUCGAUGGCCGAAUUUCCAACAUUCAAAACAAAAUUCAAUUCUUAGCCGAUCACGAACAUUAAAUGAUGAUGAUCUACUUUCGAAAAACACUUUCGAUCAACAACAACGACGACAAUGGCAUCCAGGCCAUGGUACAACUGAAAUACAAAAAUUCAAAGUCAAUGGUGAGGUUGGUGGUUGGCAGAUAGUCAAACAAAUGCUUAGUUAUACAUGGCCAAAAGAUCGUCCAGAUAUUCGUAAUCGUGUAAUAAUGGCACUUGGAUUGUUGGUUUCAGCUAAAGCUGUCAGCAUAAGCGUACCGUUUAUAUUUAAACAUGGUAUUGAUCAUCUUAAUCAACAUACUGGAAAUAUGUUGGCCAUGACUGACCCGACAAAUACGGUUAUUACGACAGGUGUUGCAUUGAUGAUUGCUUAUGGUGUGGCUCGUGCUGGUUCAUCAUUUUUCAAUGAAGCUCGUAAUGCAGUUUUUGCAAAAGUUGCACAUGAUUCUAUUCGUCGUGUUGCAAAUCAAGUGUUCACUCAUCUACAUAAAAUGGAUCUUGAUUUUCAUUUGAAUCGAAAUACCGGUGCAUUAUCAAAAACAAUAGAUCGCGGUACACGUGGUAUCAAUUUUGCCUUAUCCGCAUUAGUUUUCAAUGUCUUUCCAACCUUAUUAGAAGUUUCACUUGUAUCAAUGUUGUUUUAUUUCAAAUUUGGUCCCGAAUAUGUAGCCGUAACGCUUGGUUGUAUUGCAACGUAUGCAUUGUUCACAUUGACAGUUACAUCUUGGCGUACAAAAAUUCGUAUAGAAAUGAACAAAACAGAAAAUGAAGCAGGCGCCAGAGCUGUCGAUUCAUUGAUCAAUUAUGAAACGGUUAAAUAUUUUAAUAAUGAAAAAUAUGAAUCGGAUGAAUAUCAAAAAUUAUUGAAAAAAUAUACUGAUACAUCGAUACGUACGACUACUAGUUUGGCAUUUUUAAAUUUUGGCCAAAAUGCAAUAUUCUCUGCUAGUCUAGCUACCAUUAUGAUAUUAGCCACACGUGGUAUUGUUGCCGGUGAAAUGACUGUUGGUGAUCUAGUAAUGGUUAAUGGACUUUUAUUUCAAUUAUCAAUGCCAUUAAAUUUUCUUGGAUCUGUUUAUCGAGAAAUUCGACAAUCACUGAUCGAUAUGCAAGCAAUGUUUAGUUUAUUAAAAUUAGAACCGAAAGUUAGAAACAAACCAGAUGCUGUACCGUUGAUCAUUUCACCAAAGAAUGCAUUCAUCAAAGUUGAGGAUGUUUAUUUUGAAUAUAAUCAAAAUUCCCCUAUUCUUAAUGGUCUUAGCUUUGAAGUACCGACUGGAAAAAAGAUUGCUUUAGUUGGUGGAUCUGGUUCAGGAAAAAGUACUAUUGUUCGAUUAUUAUAUAGAUUUUUUGAUCCACAAAAAGGUCGUGUAUUGAUCAAUGGCCGUGAUAUUCGUGAUUAUGAUCUUGAAAGUCUAAGAAAAGCAAUUGCAAUCGUACCACAAGAUACAGUUCUAUUCAAUAAUAGCAUUUAUUUUAACAUAAAUUAUGGAAAUCUUAAUUGUACUGAACAACAGGUAUAUCAAGCAGCUAAAAUGUCUCAUCUACAUGAUUCAAUUCUUCGUUGGAAAAAUGGUUACCAAACAAAUGUUGGUGAACGUGGUUUAAAAUUAAGUGGUGGUGAAAAACAACGUGUUGCUAUUGCUCGUUCCAUAUUAAAAAAUGCACCGAUUCUAGCAUUUGAUGAGGCAACAAGUUCAUUAGAUUCAAUAACUGAACAAAACAUAAUGAAUGCUAUUAAAAUUGCUGCUGAAAAUCGUACAUCGGUAUUUAUUGCACAUCGAUUGUCGACAGUUGUCGAUGCUGAUACUAUUUAUGUGAUGGAAAAUGGUAGUGUAAAAGAAAGUGGUGAUCAUUAUUCAUUAGUUGUUAAACCUGGAUCAUUGUAUGCAUCAUUAUGGGAAAAACAACAUUUUCAUGAUCGUGAAAUUUUUCAACAACAACAGCAACAACAACAACGUGAUGCAAAUCUAAGCGAAUCGGACAUUUAAAAAGUGAUGAAACGUUAUGUAAAUAGAAUUUUUAUUUAUAUUGAAUUUGUUAAAAAACAAAUUGAUUUGAAAUAUUCAUAGCAAGAAUUAAAAAAAAACUAU